Molecule: messenger RNA, 5824 nt
Organism: Trichosurus vulpecula (common brushtail)
Lineage: Eukaryota; Metazoa; Chordata; Mammalia; Diprotodontia; Phalangeridae
Gene: CCM2
Product: CCM2 scaffold protein
Exons: 10
Coding region: 57-1415 (452 amino acids)
Biological process (GO): heart development; vasculogenesis
Source: RefSeq, a predicted model, not a curated record
GCGGCCGGGGUGCCCCUGGGGGGGCCGCGCCGUCGCCAGAGCCACUCACAUGAGACAUGGAGGAGGAGGGCAAGAAAGGGAAGAAGCCUGGAAUUGUGUCGCCAUUUAAGCGAGUUUUCCUUAAAGGAGAAAAGGGUCGGGAUAAGAAGGCCCAUGAGAAGGUCACGGAAAGACGCCCUCUUCAUACCGUGGUGCUAUCUCUGCCUGAUCGAGUUGAACCAGAUAUACUGUUGAAUGACUAUAUUGAAAAGGAAGUAAAGUAUUUAGGCCAAUUAACAUCAAUCCCAGGAUACCUGAAUCCCUCCAGUCGGACUGAAAUUCUGCAUUUCAUAGAUAAUGCAAAGAGGGCUCAUCAGCUCCCUGGGCACUUGACCCAGGAACAUGAUGCUGUGAUCAGUCUCUCUGCCUACAACAUAAAGCUGGUGUGGAGAGAUGGAGAAGACAUCAUACUCAGGGUUCCCAUCCAUGACAUUGCAGCAGUUUCCUACAUCCGGGAUGACUCAUCGCACCUAGUGGUGCUGAAAACAGCUCAGGACCCUGGAAUCUCCCCCAGCCAGAGCCUGUGUGCAGAAGGCUCCAAAACUCUCACCUCGGGCUCCCUGUCUGAAAGCGGAGUGGUACCCGUUGAAGCAUGCUGCUUGGUAAUCCUGGCCACAGAGAACAAAGUGGCUGCAGAAGAACUCUGCUCCCUGCUCAGCCAAGUCUUCCAGAUUGUUUACACAGAGUCCACCAUAGACUUCUUAGACCGAGCAAUAUUUGAUGGGGCCUCUACACCCACACGCCAACUGUCCCUGCACAGCGAUGACUCUUCUACAAAAGUGGACAUGAAAGAAGCCUAUGAAAGUGAAGCAAGCCCUUUCUUGUUUUUGAAGUUGCCGGAUACAGGUGGCACCUCAUCCUCAUCCUUCACACAGCCUUCUCCUCACAUCAAAACAGUCAGCGAGAGUGAGCUGAGUACCACAGCCUCCGAACUCCUGCAGGAUUACAUGAUGACGCUGAGAACCAAGCUGUCAUCCCAGGAGAUCCAGCAGUUUGCCAUGCUGCUGCAUGAGUACCGAAAUGGGGCCUCCAUUCAUGAAUUUUGUAUCAACCUGCGGCAACUCUAUGGAGACAGCAGGAAGUUCCUUUUGCUAGGUCUGAGGCCUUUCAUCCCAGAAAAAGACAACCAACAUUUUGAGAACUUCUUGGAGACAAUUGGAGUAAAGGAUGGUCGGGGUAUCAUCACUGACAGUUUUGGAAGGUACCGGCGGGCAAUGAGCACUACGUCCAAUUCGACUACCAAUGGGAAUGGGGCCGCAGGCAGCUCAGAUGACCAGUCUGCACCAUCAGAAGGGGAUGAAUGGGACCGCAUGAUCUCUGAUAUCAGCAAUGACAUUGAGGCGCUUGGCUGCAGCAUGGACCAGGACUCUUCAUGAGGAAAAAGCCUGGAGGAGGGGAGGAGAAACAUCUCUCAGGCCUGGAAGAGGCCUUCCCCUCCUUCUGGCUCACCCUCUCCCAUAGCUGUCGUCCCAGUCCUUCCUCAGAAAAAGUUCUAGGGGACCAGCCAUCAUGUUGAACCCCUUGUUUCCUUCCUUAGUGCUGGGAAGCAGGAUGGUUUCAUUAGAUAGCAUGGGUGAGCUAGGACCCUUCUACUGUGAAGAAAUGAAUGUGUUAUAAGAGGAAGUGUGGUAUUGGGUGCCAGGAACAUAGGAGAGCUUUGCAAUUGUCCAAAUUGUCCAUGUUCCUUGCUCCCAUCCUCUACCCAGAAGGUUCCUGGGUAGAAGCAUGUCCACCAAGGUAUGGCAGAAGGAUGGGGAGAGGAGCCAACUUUGUGAAGAAGUGGCUUCUUCAGUUCCCCUGGACAUUUUACAGUUUUGCACAUGAUGUUCCUGUUGUAACUCUCAGAGACCUUUUUUGAAAAAUGAAGUUUAUCACAAUGUGAAUAAUUUAAAUCUCUUGUUGUCAGACACAUUUCUAGUCUAAAUGGGGAAGUUGUGUGUGCUGAGAGAAGUAUAUUUUAGGUGGUAGGCAUUUACCAUUUUAUAUGGUUGCCCAGAGAUGCUGGAGAAGUUGGCCAGGCUAUCUGGAGUAUGGCACUGGGGUUUUCAUUGAUUUCUGCCCCCAUCAGUCCAUAGCCCUAAUGAGAUCUUGUGGGCCAAAGAGGGGAGAGUGCUGUUACCUCUGUUCACUGAGACUAUCCUGGCCCCAUUUAGGUGUGCCUAGGAGAAACCUGUUCCUGGAGAAUAGGGCCUUGGUCAGGUAUGACAAGCGAGAGUGGGCUGAUUUGACUACGUUGGGUAGUCUCUGUUGCCUUCUCCAGCAUAGCAGCUCCCUGGACACCCUGCUGCUUCCUGAAGUGGGAGGGGAAGUGGGGCUCUCCUCUGAAUCCAAAGGAAGUUGUGCAUUUCAGUGCAAGGAGCUCCUCGUGUCUGGCUUGUUCUGGUUUUUCUUUAGAACUGAAGGUGAGAUAGUGGCAGUCCCAUAGGAUCAGGUGGUCAGCAUUCUCUGAGGGACAAGAGAUAGUAAUAAGUGGAAGACCAAAUCAUGUUCAGUUAACUGGGAGGGCUUUACCUUUGCAUGAGGUAUAUAAUAUAAUGUACAUGUAGUGUAAAUAUAGUCUUAUAAAUACACUUAUUUUUUUAAUCCAUAUGCCAUACUGAUACUGGCUUGGGAAGCCAGCCUUCCCAGGGUGGUGGGACUUGCUGUCCUCUUGGCGUAAUAGCCUAUUCCUUAAUUUAUACUAGGGUUAUAUUUUUUAUUCCUUUUUAGAUAAAGCUUCCCAAGAUUUUGCUAAGGGACAGUCACAGCUCUCUUUUCAUUCUGGGGUAAAACUGUUGGUGUGUAGCAAUCCUUGCUGACACUUCCCCAGAAAGGUUAAGUCUGGAGUCUCAUUCUCACUCUCUCUUGCUUUCUUCCAUGUAUCUCCUUGCCAUAACCUCACCACGUUCCUUCUUCAUCUGUCUCAUUCUCCUGCUUUUGUUCUCAUUCAGGCUGGCUCUUGCUCUGGCCUUCCUCUGUCUCUACCUCCCCUCCCCCAUCUUUCACAUAUGCAGAUGUUUCCAUGUGUUACUGAGCACCAGAGCUGGGGGGGUGGGGAGGUCACAUUACACUGACUUGGCCGGCCAUCUGUGACCUUUAUGUAUGUAUGUAAGUUAGCUAAGAGAGGCUCACGUUGCUCUAUCUGCUUAGAUGGGAAAUUUCAUUGUCUUUCCGCACUUAGCAAAGGCUAAUGGCCAAUCCCUAGCCCAAACCUUCACAUUUUGAAUUAGCAUUCGUGGACAUGGGAUCAUAGAUUUAGAGCUGGGAGGGGCUUUAAAGGUCACCUCAUCCAGUCUUCUCAUUUGUAAAGAGAGAAGUUAAAUGGCUUAUCCAGAGUUACCUAGUCAGUCAGUAGCUAGAGACUCAAUCCAGGCCCAGGCCCAGCAUCAUCCCCACUUCAUCACACCGCCUCUCUCCACGCACUUCGGUGGAGCCUGGGUUCUCAGACAUACCAAAGGAAAGCUGGCAGCCAGGGACCGAGUCUCAAAAGCUAAGCCAAGGUGGGGCCAUAGGCAGUGUGGAUGGAUGUCAUUUCCACUCCUUCCUCUGUUUGGAAGUCAGGGCAAGAUUAAUGAGAACUCUGUGAGGGGUAUGUGCUAACUCCUUCCCCCUGCUCUGUACUUCCUCUCAUAGACCUUCCUUCUCCACUUUCUUUCUCUGGGCCCUCUCAGUGGUAGCUACAGUCUCAACUGCUUCCUGUUCAAUCAUGAGCUUCAGCUUCCCCAAGAUGGAAAGCAUCUCUGCCUAUCAUCUCAGUCCCUGUGAUAGUUCUCAGGUAAAUUUCACCCAGAAGGUAGAUAAAUAUGAAAUCUAGACUUGUGAGCUCUGCCUCGGUGUGGGCUGCACAUUUCAACUCCAGUUCAUCUAUGCAUCCCCACUGACUUCCUAUCUCCGGAGCGAUGGCUGGCUAAUUCUCAGUUUCAGCGGUACCUGUGGCACUGAACCAGGAACUCCACUUCCACAGGGAAAAGUGGUAAUGGUACCCAGAGGUUUAGAAGAGAGGGGUCAGAUCUGGAGGAGUGGGAGAAGUGAAAGGGAAGAGAGAGGAGGAAUCAUAAUCCAUUGAACUGCCUAAUCUUUCUGGAAAUGUCAGCCCUCUCUUGGCCAGAUAGGAACACCCUAACUCCACUCUUACUCAGGUUCAUCCUUGCCUGAGCUACAGUUUUCAAAUCCCAAAGCCCUUCCUCUGAGGAAGGAGGAAGAAUACAGAGUAGCAACAGAUGCCCCCCAAAGCUCCCUCUAGACAUGUGCUCUCCAGAGAUGCCAGCAUGGCUGCCCUAGGGGUGCCAUUGCACUGUUUUAUCUGUCCCUUUCUGUAUUACACACCUCAAGGCUUUGGAUGUCAGGGAGGGAGUUCACUACCAAGUGUUCUUCACGGUGAACUGGGCAUUUAAUCCUGUUCUCUACAGUGGCCAGCAAGAAGGCACCAAUGCCAUGAGCUCCAACCCCGCUACUAGCUGGGAUCCUCUAGCCAGACUACAGCCCCUAGUUGACCGAUAGCAAUCAGUUGUUUCUGUCAUACAGAAUAAUGGGUGAGGAGACAGUCCCUUCUGCCCAGAACAAGGCUAAUAGCUCUUACACAGAGGUGAGCUUAACCUUAAUUGACCAUGGAUAUGCAAUGCCCUCUUAGGGCACUGAAAUACAAAGGGAAUGGGGAGAGGGGGCGGUAAUGAAAGUAGGAAGGAUUGUGGGGGCAGAGAAUCUUGCCCUUUUGGAGAUUCUGCUCCCUGCAAAGGCUUGAGGUAAAGCUGGACUACGUCUCUCCUGCUUUAAGCAAAAUAUGAAAAGCCAGUUUGACACAAUGAAUAAAUUAGAGCAUGGCUGUUCACUUUAGAGAGGAUUCCUCUACUAGCAGGCUUCCCCGGUGCAUUUAAGGUAGGAUGUAAUUCACAGGAAUUUGGAUUAACACACGAAAUUCAUAGCACCUAACAUAGUGCUGGUCACAUGGUAGAUGCUUGAUACAUACUUGUGGGUUAGUUGAUUACUUGGAGUGAUCAACUCAUGGAUGGUAUAAAUGAGGGCACCUGUAUCCCUGGUGCAUCCUCACCAAAACCCCAGCUUGCUAGGGGCUUCCCCAGAACUUUGGCCAUUAGAAUUAUUAGUGCCUUUGAUGUCACCGCACUGGAAUUGUGUCCACUCAGCUGACCAGAGCUCAGGCCAUGACAGGUUGGGGAUGAUUUUCCAGAAUCGACUUCAGGGACUCAACCUGUUAGACCUGUAGCCAUUUUCAUAUGUGCCGAGCGAUGUGACUCAAGAGCUGCAGUAUUUUUGUAUCAGUGGCUGUCACUGAAAACAAAGUUCUCUGGGUACCGGCCUAUUUGAAUAAUUGUCUUCCUCUGUCCCCACCGCCAUGUCCUUCCCUGGCCCAGCCUUGUUCAGGACUUGGUCAGUUUCUGAAACUGAAAUUUGUCCCCAGUGCUAUGACUGGGGAAUGAAGGGGGUGGGGGGGAGGGUGGGGAUUGGAUGGGAGAGAUGCCUUUAUUUUUGAUAUGGUCUCUAGAUUUAUAUACAAAGGUAAUUUGCCCUAUGGGCUUCUGGGAAGGGGACAAAUCAGGGCCCUAGAGUUUGAAAGCACUUCAGUCUCCCCAGGUGGUUUUCAUGUUGGUGGGGCUGAGAGGACUUUGGCCCCUGAUGCAGUCACCUGAGCCAUUAAAAAUGUCCUCAAGCUUUUGUGUGGGGUUGUGGGAGGUGGGGGGCAGCUGUAUGUAUGACAUGAUGUUCCUCACCUCAUUUGUACGCGGUUUUGUAUGUAUGCUUUCUGUAUGGAGUAUUUGUUACAGGUAAAUAUAUUCCAGCACCCAAUCUA